CGGAUAUUAUAAGUAAUAAUACUCUAAACUGACUAAAUGUCCAUGUUUAACUUUCACACUAACUUUGUCUGCAUUUCUUUAUUUCACAAAUAACAGGCAAGUAUGUUGGUUUAUAACGGCACAGAUGUCCAAUCUUUCCUGAUCUCUUGGCUCCAGCAUUACCUCAACCAAACCUGGAUAAUACCACCAGCUCCACCUACAGCUCACCUGCCACCUGCACCUUUGAGCGCAGUGCAAAUCAAAGGCCAAAGCCAAGGAAUGAUCUACAUUCUACUGGUGGUGGGGCUCUUCAGUUUCUUCACUUUUGGCAUCAUGUUCAGCUACAUCCGCUCUAAAAAGCUGGAGAACUCACAGGAUCCUUACCACCAGUACAUCGCCCGAGACUGGGCCAGUAUGUUGUCUCCUCCCUCUGUAGCCAUUACGCAGGCUCUCAGAACCAAGAAGGAGCCUGUGGUUAUUGGAAACCCAGCUGUACUACAGCAUCUACCUGGGUGAGGAACCAAAAACCAUGGCAACGAGUGCACCUGGAGAACUAAUGGUGAUAACUAGACAUUAGCAUAAUGCUUUUAGAGUAAGUCAGAUUAAACUAAAUAUUAAAUAGUAUGGGUCAUUUGCUAGACUAGGAGGAAAUGUAUACUGUAUAUCAAACAGUUCAUGCUCCACAGCCCAGUGCUGGGAGGCUUUUUGCAUCGGGCAUAGAGACCUUAGGCUCAUGCAUGUCUGCUCCAGAGCAUCCAAAUUUAUUGGCAAUGCUUCUCUAUGGAGAUUACAGACGCUGGUAAGUGUUAAAGUAGCUGAAUCCACUAACUAGGAGGGGUGACAACAUAU
Messenger RNA from Colossoma macropomum (tambaqui), 828 nucleotides. RefSeq names its product potassium voltage-gated channel subfamily E member 1. Lineage: Eukaryota; Metazoa; Chordata; Actinopteri; Characiformes; Serrasalmidae. Gene Ontology annotation, biological process: regulation of ventricular cardiac muscle cell membrane repolarization; membrane repolarization during action potential; potassium ion export across plasma membrane. The transcript has a single exon. Gene Ontology annotation, cellular component: membrane. The record is from RefSeq and is a predicted model, not a curated record. Gene Ontology annotation, molecular function: delayed rectifier potassium channel activity; potassium channel regulator activity; transmembrane transporter binding. Bases 103 to 495 code for a protein of 130 amino acids.